Messenger RNA from Microdochium trichocladiopsis, 1842 nucleotides. RefSeq lists its product as uncharacterized. The transcript is spliced from 5 exons. The record is from RefSeq and is a predicted model, not a curated record. NCBI's taxonomy places the organism in Eukaryota, Fungi, Ascomycota, Sordariomycetes, Xylariales, Microdochiaceae. Gene Ontology annotation, molecular function: CoA-ligase activity. Bases 1 to 1842 code for a protein of 613 amino acids.
AUGGCUUUCGUAACUCCUGCCUACGUCCCCUCCAUGCCCUUUGAGGUUCCAGAUGACGUUCCGGUGCAGUCAUUUCUGCUCAAGGAUGACUCUCGGUAUGGUCGUCGCCCUCUAGCCCAAUCUAAGCCGCCCUUCACAUGUGGCGUAUCGGGCUUGUCAUACUCCGUAGCCGAGGUCUCCGAACGGGUCGAAUCACUGGCCAGGGCCUUGUCCCACAAGUUGUCCUUACAGGUCGACACUGGCAAUGAGCUGGACAAAGUGAUCAGCAUCUUCAGCGUCAACACGGCAAACUCAUUGGUCGUCUCAUGGGCAACACACCGGCUUGACGGCGUGUCCAAUUAUGCAAGCGCAACUUACACGGUGGCCGAGCUGGUGUACCAGCUUGAGAAAGUGAAGCCUCUCGCCCUGUUCACGUGUACUGCACUUCUGGACAAAGCCUACGAGGCGGCGGCGACGGUUGGCAUCCCGCGCGACCGCAUCUUUCUGCUUCCCACGCCUGUAUCGACUACAGGCCCCGCCUCCUUGCCAGUUGGCAUUGAGACUGUGGAUGAUUUGAUCAACGAGGGCAGAGGUCUCGAGCCAUUACCAGUGCAGCAGUGGCAGCGAGGCCGAGGCGCAAGUCAGGUGGCAUAUCUUUGUGGCUCAAGCGGUACCUCGGGCUUGCCUAAAUUCGUGAAGCUAUCACACAAGAAUGUCAUUGCAAACAUUCUGCAGAUUGCGACGUACGAAAAGAACCACAGAGGCGCCGACUCGGAGUACUGCCUGGGGCUGCUUCCAUUCAGCCACAAUCUGUCACUAAUCGCGGUGGCCCACCUGGCAGUCUACAGGGGCGAUGGCGUUGUCGUUCUCUCGUCGUUUGAGCUGCAAGACAUGCUGCAGGCUAUACAGGACUACCAGAUGGGACGACUGUGGUUGAUCCCUCCAGUCCUUAUGACUAUUAUCCGAGCUCGCGAUGUCGUCCGCAAGUACGAUAUUAGCAGCGUCAACACCGCUGUGGUGGGUGCAGCUAGCUUGUCCGAGGACAUUGCCGCAGCAUUCGACUCGGUCAUCCCCGGAUGCAAGCUCAUCCAAGGCUAUGGUCUCACAGAGACGACCGUGGCAGUCACUCUGACCAAUCCUGCAGAUGACAUGUUUUGUUCCUGUGGAUCCUUGCUGCCUGGCGUGGAGGGCCGUCUCGUCAAUCCUGACGGCUCCGAGAUCACAAAGCACGAGACUCCGGGAGAGCUACAAGUGCGCACUCCUACAGUGAUGCUAGGCUAUCUCAACAAUGACACCGAGACGAGUGCGAUGCUGACUCCGGACGGAUGGUUGCGGACUGGUGACCUUGUGGAGUUCCGCAAGAGCAAGAACGGCCACGACCAUGUUUUCUUUGUCGAUCGCAUGAAGGAGCUCAUCAAAGUCCGAGGCAUGCAAGUGUCCCCCACAGAGGUGGAAAACCAUCUGAUGGCACACCCAAAGAUUCUCACGGCGGUUGUCGUGCCCAUCCCAGAUGAGUUGGCGGGAGAAUUGCCGCUGGCUUUCAUCGUCAGGUCUCCCGAGGCCGAGGCGGAGAACGCGAACAUGCUCAAGUUGGAAAUUGACGACCACGUCAAAGGCGCACUGGCCGCGCACAAGCACCUCGCUGGCGGCAUCGAGUUUGUCGCGGCAGUCCCCAAAACUGGCAGCGGCAAGAUCCAGAGAAAGGUUCUAAAGGGCAUGGCACUUUCUAUUUGCAAGGCUAGGCAGGCAGCUAAAGAUCCCGUCAACGCUGCCGUGUUUGUCUUUGACUCGGACGGCUCAUCGGACUUCACGGACAGCGAUGAUGAUGACCUGAACGACGAAUCGUCUGAUGGAUUUGAUUAA